UGGGAGAGAUGGUACAGCCUGCCAGCACAGUUCUUGGAGCACAAGCAUUGAUUCAGUUGUUAGCAGUCACCUCUCUCCUCUCUGUCCUCUCUCUCUCUCUUUCUCUGUCUCUCUUCUUCUCUCACUCUUCCCUCUCUUUCUGUCUGAGUUGGAGGAAGGUCCGGUAGAGAAGGAUUUUUCCGCUGUGGGCAGCUGCCUCUUUGUGAGUUUCCAGCUCUGCGAGCGACUGGUAUGACCCUCUUCAGGAGCGAGCACUCCAGUCUGAAACACAUAAGCAUGAACGGUGAGAGCAGGUCCAGUCGACCCCGGGCAGGAAGCAAGAGGUCCAGCAGUGAGAUGUACAGAUCUGACCAGGACCUGGACUACGACUGCUACCCAGAACAGCUCUAUGACAGAGUCUUCGAUUACCAGCGUGUUCCUGUCUCCAUGGCAACCAUCUCACGAGACGUCACCCCUCCCAAACGCCCCCGUUCCUCCUCUUCAGUGCUCCACCGCAGCAGCAGAGAGCGCUUCCAGCUCAGGCACAGGUCCAGGAUCAGUGGGAGCAGCUCCAGCACGUCAAAGUUGAGAAUGGAGGAGUUGCAGAGUAUAAAGAAAGAGCUGACUGUGAUUAAGGUCCAGAUUGACGAACUGCUGGACAGUCUAGAUGAGAUGGACAGACAGAGGACAGAUCCCUCGGGUAUGGAUCACGAGGGCAGUGUGACGCGCUCCCCGCACCCUGGUUCAGGAGGCAGCGCCGCCUGCUCCCCCCAGGUCCCCUCCCCCUGUGGCCGGCCACGCCGAGACAGAGAGAGCCCCGAGCCCGGGGAGGCCAGCGAUGACAACAGCUCCCAGAUGACCUACCACAGCUCCGACUUCGAGUACAUGUGAGGGGCGAUGGAGUGAUGGAGACGGGUGGAGCCCAUAGGAUGAGCCACUAGCGGAGAGGGGACAGAGAGAUGAAGGGGAGAGGGUGACACUGGAGGUUAUGUCCAACUGAGCAGUUACUAUAUGAAGCUCUGCACUGACGGCUGGAAGUUUUAGGAUGACACGUCUCUGUACAGCCCUGGUCACCAGCACUAUUUGAUUUUCUGAUGCACUGCAUCAAAUUUCGUGAAAAUAUACCUGAUUAAAAAAGCAUUUAAAUAAUAAACAGAAAUGUUAUACCGUACAAAAUAAAUCCUGGUAUUAGGCCUACUCCUGAAAGAAGAAUGUGUUAUUCAGUAGACCCCGACAAAAGUUGAGACUCAAAUCUCAGCACUAGACAUAGAGACAUGUUAUCAUGUUAGGGGGCUAUGUGAAGCUUGUUUAUAUUUCUUGAGCUCUUCUGAAUGCCCACUAGAUGUUAAUGCUGAUGAUGGAGAACUUAAAACCAUCUUAUACAGUAUAUAAGUGAUUAUAGAUCAAAAGGGGGAAAUGCUUCUGUUUUUUGCGAAAGGUGACAAACUUGUCAUUAGUCUAAAGGUAUAUGAAUACAUUUUCGAUUUUCCUUUGAGAGAAAACAAACUCGGUUAUCCAUCAUAACAACACACACACACACACACACACACACACACACACACACACACACACACACACACACACACCACCAACAACAACAAAAACAACAAUAAUGGCUUAUUCUCAGCACGGGCAGAAGACAAAAUGGGCAAAAUUAAAGUGUAUCUUUGUGUAAAGUUGUAAAGCUAUUGUAAAAUGCUUGUCUUUGAUCAGCUUAGCUUUAGAAUGCAAAUUAAAUCAAUAUGUUUCACAGCACUUGAUAUCAUUUAUAUGCCGUUUGGUGACAGUGAUCAGUUAGAAUACAUUUAUUUCGUUUAUAAUCAUAUGAGAUUGAAUGUAUAUGACUGUAAAAGACUAAUAAAGGUGCUUUCAUACUUCAUAAACGAA
Molecule: messenger RNA, 1866 nt
Organism: Clupea harengus (Atlantic herring)
Lineage: Eukaryota; Metazoa; Chordata; Actinopteri; Clupeiformes; Clupeidae
Product: RNA-binding Raly-like protein
Cellular component (GO): nucleus
Molecular function (GO): RNA binding
Source: RefSeq, a predicted model, not a curated record